This is a messenger RNA of Paracoccidioides lutzii Pb01, 2376 nucleotides long. RefSeq names its product forkhead box protein D1. The record is from RefSeq and is a predicted model, not a curated record. Bases 1 to 2376 code for a protein of 791 amino acids. Gene Ontology annotation, biological process: regulation of transcription by RNA polymerase II. Gene Ontology annotation, molecular function: RNA polymerase II cis-regulatory region sequence-specific DNA binding; DNA-binding transcription factor activity, RNA polymerase II-specific. The transcript has a single exon.
AUGGCUUCGACGCGUCAUCCAUCGCCUUUGCGCAUCUACCAGGACACUGGCCAUCCUCCACCCGGGGCUGGCACCGGUGGUGUGACUCAAGUUCCCAACCCUACUUCUUCCAACAAGCCAAAUCGUCUACAACCUUCUCCCAUGCCACUGCAGCCCAUGAGAAACGCGUCGAUUAACAAGAAUUUCUCCUUGAAUCUCCCUUCCAACGGACCAUGUCCUAUCUCUCCUGUGAAGACCCAACGUCGGCCAAGCAUGUCAGAUUUGGGUCACCGCGAGAAGUUGGGCUUUGUCCCGAUAUCUGCACCCAAUCCCGUCGCAUUUACCACGGAUUCACCAACAAAACCUUCUAAUGAUCAGGCUUAUUCCCAACGUGUCCCGCCAAUGACACAGCAACCUCUCUUUACCACCUUUUCCAGUAUUCCUACAGACCGCCAGAAUGCGCCCAAGGUACCGCAUAUUCAUCAUCAUCACAUGAGCGGCCCACACAAUGAAAACUUUAAGCCUUCCUUUCAAAAUCCUUCCUCUGCAACCGCUGCUCCUGCCAAACGAUCAUUAAUGGAACCUGCACCGAUGAAGGAACGUCAGUCCAAGAAACCCAAGCGCGAAGAAUCGGCUUUUGUUGAAGUACCAAAUCCUACAGAUAUGCCCCUUGUUGAGGAUGAUGGCUCGAAACCCCCAUAUAGCUAUGCUAUUCUUAUUGGAAUGGCCAUUCUGCGCUCACCAAACAGACGUCUGACUCUUGCCCAGAUCUACAAGUGGAUCUCAGACACUUUUGUCUUCUACCGUGCUGGCGACUCGGGCUGGCAGAACAGUAUCCGCCAUAAUCUCAGUUUGAACAAAGCUUUUAUCAAGCACGAACGCCCAAAAGAUGACCCUGGAAAGGGCAACUACUGGGCUAUUGCGCCUGGCAUGGAAACUCAGUUCCUCAAGGAUAAACCUUUGCGUCGAAACACUAUUUCUGGUAUCCCUGUGGCACAGUCUGCCCCUCGUAUGGAGCCGCGUUUUGAGCCUUCAGCGCCUGCUCAUGUCUGUCCAACUUCUACUACGACUGCCAUAGCCACCACCGUCACUAAUACCACGGCUGCCACGUCUGCGACUACCACUACUACCAGCAAAUCUACAAACACUGUUGCGGUUACAUCCACCCCAGUGUUAAGCGUGACAACCACUGCUACAACAUCUUAUAUGCCACCUUCGAAUCGCCAACCCUCUAAAACUGCCAAUGUAGACCUGUCUUCUGAUGCUACUUUGCCUGCUUCAGACCCUGCACUUCACGAAGACAGUGGAGAUGAAGUUGGACGCCUUGCCAUACCCCAAUCCCAUUUUCCCCACUCAUCGUCUCCACACCCUAUUCAUUCUUCACCUCCCAUUGCUGCUUCUAUCUACCACCGCCAGGCUACUCCUCCAACUCCAUCUCGUCCAGUCACCUCUUCAGCCGCCAUCCCCCGUUCAAGGAAGCGCAGCGCUACGGCGAUGAAUGACAGUGGCUAUUAUUCUUCACUCGAAUCUUCUGCAAUGCGUCCACACAAAGCCGGUCACAUUAUAACCUCUGAUUUGGAUAUUGAGCAACCUCGUAUCAAGCGAGGGCGCGCUGAAGAGGAAAUUGCACGCAUUCGAAGCUCGUCUCAUGAUAUUAGUCCAUUGCGUAUUGGAACGCUGAAAGAUGCUACUCAGCUGAUUGGAUCAUCACCUCUUCGACAUGAAUAUAACAAUAUGCUUCCCCCACCUAUUACUCCAGCAAUUAAGUUUAAGAAACCAGUCAAACCUCCACCUUCCCUCUCUCCUAAUACAAACCUACAGAACCAUCGCAAGAAGAUUCAACAGAUGGUGAAUUCUCCAAUCAAGCGCUAUGGCCUCACCGAUGAUGUUCUCCCCUGGAGCCCUGCAUUCAACAUCCAAGACGAUGCUUUCCUUUCGAAUGAUAAUCUCACCAUACCGUUUGAUGUUUUCGCCGAGCAGCUACCAAACACCAUUUCCACCCCUACUUAUGGUUCACCAGAAAAGCGAUCCGUCAAGCGUCAGCGUGCGGACCGUCCCAAUCUAACCAGCAACUUGCUUACAGACAUCACAGACCUUCAUGGUAAUAGUCGACUAAACACCCCACCGCCGAUGAAAGCAUCCAGGGCGAGAGGUCCCAAAUACUUCGAAUCUUCACCCAAGAAGCCCAAUACAUCACAUUAUAAUGAUAUUUCUCACGAUGACUUGUUCUCAUUCAAUCUCUUCAGUGAAGACAAUGCAGAGGUUGACGGAAUUGACCUCCUUCAAGGCUUUACAAAAAUCGGUCACACCGAUAAUGAUGGCAAUUCUCCCAAGCAGCUUCUUCAAAAUCAGUCAUACUUUGGAUCCAGAAGCAAUAAUAACAACCCAAGAUUUUGA